AUGGCCAAGUUUGCAGAAAAAAGUUUAAAAAUCUUAUUUAAUAAUCGUCUUGGUAAACAAAUCAGAAGAUUUGCCCAUCAAAUGUCCGCCGAAAAGGCAAUGCUUAUCCCCCUGGAAAAGGAUCGCAUUAUAUCUCUCUCGGAGUUCAAGGAUAAGGUCCUACUGGUGGUCAAUGUUGCCUCUCAUUGUGGAUAUACUCCCAAUAAUUAUGAGCAAUUGGGCAAGUUGGCUGAAAAGUACGAUUCGCAAGGCCUAAAAGUGCUUCUUUUCCCGUGCAAUCAGUCAAAAUUAGAAUCCGGAACCACAUGCCAGAUUAGAGAUUUUUCGUCCGGAUUCUCAACAAAGCUUGUAAUGUUUCAUCCGAUCAAAGUUAAUGGAAGCGAAGCACAUCCCUUAUUUUCGUACUUGAAAAAAGCUUGCCCAGGAACGCUAGGCAAUGCGAUCAAGUGGAAUUUUACCAAGUUUCUUGUCAAUCGAUAUGGGAUUCCCGUCAAAAGAUUUGGUCCCAAUGAAGAGCCAAUGACGUUUGAAGAGAAGAUUGUAGCCCUUUUAAAUGAAAAAGCGGACGCAGCUUGA
Messenger RNA from Mitosporidium daphniae, 576 nucleotides. RefSeq names its product glutathione peroxidase. The record is from RefSeq and is a predicted model, not a curated record. Bases 1 to 576 code for a protein of 191 amino acids. Gene Ontology annotation, molecular function: glutathione peroxidase activity. NCBI's taxonomy places the organism in Eukaryota, Fungi, Microsporidia. The transcript is spliced from 6 exons. Gene Ontology annotation, biological process: response to oxidative stress.